This is a messenger RNA of Ctenocephalides felis (cat flea), 1591 nucleotides long. Its product is annotated as LIM domain and actin-binding protein 1-like. Gene Ontology annotation, cellular component: actin cytoskeleton; plasma membrane. The record is from RefSeq and is a predicted model, not a curated record. Gene Ontology annotation, molecular function: actin filament binding. The coding region runs from base 55 to 1353 and encodes 432 amino acids. The transcript is spliced from 9 exons. Gene Ontology annotation, biological process: actin filament bundle assembly. NCBI's taxonomy places the organism in Eukaryota, Metazoa, Arthropoda, Insecta, Siphonaptera, Pulicidae.
ACGUCUUCGAAGAAGCCACCAGUGGUGGAGACAUGUGAAAAGGCUAAAUCGAUCAUGGAGAAGUUUGAGAAAGGAGAAGCAUUUGUAAGCGCACGCGAAAAUGAUCAGGAAGCUAAGGGUAUCGAACAGGAGGACAUGUCCGUAUUUGAUGCUGGUAUCUGCAAAAAGUCUCGAUCGAUGUUCUUGGAAUUGGACGCAAGUGCCGCCAAGAGCGCCCAAUCGCCCCACACGCCACACGCACCACGCACACCGGAACUAAAGAAAUCAAAUACUCAGGUUUUCAACCCCGAAGACGUGGUGAAGAGUAGCGAAACGAGAGAAGAGAUCAAAAUCGAGACUGCAGAAAUUUCGAGCAAAUUCAAAUUCUUUGAGACUUAUCAACCUAAAAGUGUUGAGAGAAAGCCAUUUAGAAUCACGCCUCCCAGAGAGGGCGUUGUUAAGACCGAAUCACCAGAACGAGAAGUCUACAGGGAUCCAUCCAUUGUCACUUCUGACAACAAGAGUAAUGAUGAAAAUGGUGAUGAUCCAGAAAUUGCCGAAAAGAGCCACACCGCUACUAAAAUGUUGAAUAUCUUCAGACAGAUGGAAGAACGAAAGGAAACACAGCCACAAGGUCCUAAACCCUUGAAGAGGUUUACACCUCCUCCAGAGGAGACCCCAAGGAGGUUCCUGGAUACCAAUGACCAGAGUGACAACUCUGGUGUUACUGACAGUGAUACUGAUGAUGAAGUUCAAAAUGAAAAUGAACCUCAGAAUGGUCACCAUCAGAAUGGUGUCGGUAGGGAUGGUGUUGAUUAUGUUAAAGCGAGUGACAAGUGUGAGGAUGAAUUUUUGAAACAGGCAAGAAAUGAAGCAAGAGCCAAACAACUCAGAGCCAAAUUUGAGAAAUGGGAAAGCAAUGAAAUCAAAAGGGAACAAAGUACGAUAAAUGUUCUUGAAGAGUGCCAAACUGAAAAUAAUGACUCACAAUUAGAAAGUGCCAAAAGUCUGCGGGAUAGAUUUGAAUCAAUGCGCGAGAUGACGAAUCAAAUGAACAAGUCACCACGUGUAAAAGUGAAUCGAUUUGUGGAGAUUCAGACGAAUUGUGCCGAAUACUGUGCUAUUUGUGAGAAGAAAGUGUAUCCCCUGGAGAAAAUUGAUUGCAACAGCAAAAUCUAUCACAAGCAAUGCUUCAGAUGCGUCCACUGCAACGCCGUAUUGAGAAUGGACACUUACACCCACAAUCAUGGAGUUCUGUAUUGCAUCCCUCAUUUCAAGCAACUCUUUAUCUCCAAAGGCAAUUACGAAUCCGGAUUUGGUUUGGAUCCACACAAGACCAAAUGGGAGAAGCAAGAAGUCACUGCCAAUGAAUAGGAAACACAUCUGGAAUUAUAAAAAAAAAAUUAAACGACUAAAUAAUCGUUUUACAAAUAUCAGGUUAGAACUCCGAAGACGGUAACAAAAAUAAUGAGCAGAAAUUAUGAUUUCAAAAGAGUUUUGCAUAUGAUGGGAUAAAUUAUCGAAAAACAUUUAUUGUUCAAUGGUAAGCAUAACAUACAGGUCUUAGUGUCUUUGUUUAAAAUUUUACUAUUUUAGUCGAAGGAGUGCUUGA